AUGAAUGAUCUGAUCUUUGAAGCUUCGAAAUCUCCAACCAUAGCAACCCCACUUACACCAUUUACUUCCACGCCAAUAACAAGCGAUAAUAAAGCUGAAGAAGAAGAAGAUGAUGCGGAAGAAUAUACUGAAAUUAGGGCAGCAGGUGAAUUUGAUUGGCAAAUGCACACUAGAACGAAAGAAGAAUUAAAAUUAUUAUUGGAUAAUUUUUCAGAAGAUCAACUUAAAAGAUAUGAAGUUUAUAGAAGAUCUGCUUUAAGUAAACCUAAUGUUAGAAGGUUGGUAAGUCAAAUUUUAGGUCAACCUUGUUCUCAUAAUAUGGGAAUUGUUGUUGCAGGUUUUACCAAAGUAUUUGUUGGAGAAAUUGUCGAGAAAGCAUUAGAUGUAAAAAACGAAAAGGGUGAAGUUGGAGCAUUAACGCCAGUACACUUGAGAGAAGCAUUCAGAAGAUAUAAGAAUGACACUGGGUUUGAAAGUCAUCUUUACCAAAAAAGAUUAUUCAAUAAAUAA
Molecule: messenger RNA, 510 nt
Organism: Entrophospora candida
Lineage: Eukaryota; Fungi; Glomeromycota; Glomeromycetes; Entrophosporales; Entrophosporaceae
Source: the annotation of a GenBank genome assembly